This is a messenger RNA of Cladocopium goreaui, 1938 nucleotides long. The record is from the annotation of a GenBank genome assembly. NCBI's taxonomy places the organism in Eukaryota, Dinophyceae, Suessiales, Symbiodiniaceae.
AUGAGCCAGACACCUGGGAGAUUUGUCCACGUAAGCCAUGGCGAGCUCUUCGUCAGUCGAGGUGCAGCAGUUGUGGAACACUUCACUGAACAUUUUGUGGCAGCUGUGUCACUGGAUGAUGGUUUUGAGAAGUAUGACACUUUGUCAAUUCUGCGACAAAAGCGAGCCGCCCGUGUCAUGAUGUCACCGCCCUCAUCACCCUCAUCCUCGACUUCCUUGUCCGAGGUUUUGCUGGUGAGUUCCCCAGGUUUUGGGGUGAUCGAUUCUGGCUGUGGUCGAACAAUUGUGGGUCUGGAGACCCUGAAAGAAUUUGAGCAGCUCUGGCGUGCCAAGGGCAUUCCAAUUCCUGUGCCUUUCCCUGAGGUGAACCAUUUCAAGUUUGGAAAUGGUCAACGAGAGACCACAGAUUCCUCAGUGAAACUCCCAGUUGUGAUUGCUGGCAGAUCCGGCAGCAUCAAAGCAGCCAUUGUGAAGGGAUCGGCGCCACUGUUGAUUUCCAGAAAUGCACUGCAACUGUUGGAGGCUGUUGUGAACUUUGGUCGGAAUGAGCUCUCAUUGUUUUCAGAUCAGAUCACGGUCCCUUUGACCAUCAACGCAGCCGGCCAGUAUGCGAUCAAUCUGCUCGACCAGGUAGGUGAUACGAAGCAGCCCUUUCAGGAAGUUCUGAUGAACACCACCACUGAGCCUUCGAAAUCCUCAGAGCCAUCCAGGCCAGCACAGUUAUCUGCCGACACAAGUGCAGGAAGUGGAGAUGCCAAAACAUCAGCAGCAGCGGCCGAUGUUCCAAUGGAAUCUGAGUCUCCAUCAACUGAUGGACAACCAGAAGGAUCGCUCAAUGAACAGACUGAGAAACCAGUUGAAUCCAGUAGUUCACAGUCUGCUGCACAUCAGACAUCCAGCAGUUUAAGUGGUGGUGACACCUCUGAUGAGUCUCAGUCCCAGUAUGGUCCAAUGCGUCGCAUACCAUCAAAGAAUGGCCCAGCAGCUCUGUACAGACCUCCAGCAAUGCGUGAGUCAGACUUUCUCGAAAUGAUGAAGGAAGUGGUUCCACGUUUGCUUGAACAUGCAACUAGUCCAGCAAAUGCUCAGACUGAUUCUCAGAAGCGACCCUUGGAGAGCCCGGAAUCAUCCGUUGAACCACCCAACUCACGUGCUCGCAUCGACGAUGCUGAAGCUCUGAGUGUGCAUGAAGCUCUGUCAGUUGAAGAGGUCAAUGAACUAUGUCACCAAUGGGAGAAUCCGCAAGUUUUCGUGAACGCAAUGUCUCUCACGCCUGAUGAGUCAGCAGAGUUGCAGCGCCUUUUGGCGAAGGCCAAAGGAAGAGCCGCACCUCCAAGAGCCUCUGACGAGUUUGAAGAUCAUGCCGUAUAUGACUCAAAUACGGGUUUGUUCAUUAACCAGGCCACUGGUGACACUCUCAGCAUCUGGGAAGAGCCCGAUUGGUCCCCAACGAUUGGAGCUAUGACCGAUGGAUCGAAGCGCCGUGAGGAGAUGGAUCUCCACAAUCCGGCCAAGAAGUUUGUGACUCCCAAGACUCAAGCACCUUUUCCUAUGCGUAUCUCUGGCGAAAUGGCUUCCGCUUCCUAUGCUGCCAAAGGCUCUGGAAUUGAGACACCCUUUCCCAUGUCAGGAGAGAUGCCUGUGCCUGAGAAGGGGAUGCUUCCCGAGAUGCCACCAGACAUCUCCGAUGUUGAGACAUGGGGUCGCACGCUGAUCAGCUUUGGUACCUACAAGAAUGCCAACAUGAGCUAUUUUGAUUUGAUGGUUUCUGAUGAUGCCCGUGCCGUGAAUUACAUCAAGUGGUGUCGUGCUCACAGCAAGAAUGCUCAGGGCCAGUUGCGUGAUUUAUGCAACUACAUGAUGCACUUCUACCAAGAUGAUAUGAGCUCUGGAGUUCAAAUUCCGGGCACACAGCAAGUCCGUCGUUUCAAAGCCUAG